Messenger RNA from Gasterosteus aculeatus aculeatus (three-spined stickleback), 3576 nucleotides. RefSeq names its product RAD50 interactor 1 (gene rint1). Gene Ontology annotation, cellular component: Dsl1/NZR complex. NCBI's taxonomy places the organism in Eukaryota, Metazoa, Chordata, Actinopteri, Perciformes, Gasterosteidae. Gene Ontology annotation, biological process: regulation of ER to Golgi vesicle-mediated transport; endoplasmic reticulum to Golgi vesicle-mediated transport; retrograde vesicle-mediated transport, Golgi to endoplasmic reticulum. The record is from RefSeq and is a predicted model, not a curated record.
AUGGCGGCACCCACUGCAGCAACAGCAAAGUCUAUGAUGAAGAAACUGACAGGCAGCUUGUUAGAGUCCGUCUAUACAUCCAGCAAAGGUAGCGAAUGUUUGCCAGCAGAUUCGGGGACAGGACGGGACUAUCUGGUGGACUUCCUGGAGAAGGAGGUAGGCAGCGACCUGAAGUCCCUGAAGAAUGUUGGUGACCUGCUGGAAAAACUGCGCGAGGAAAACAGCGGACUGGAGAAACAGGUUGUAACCGUAUCCAGUUGUGUGCCUCCGAAAGUUUCUGCAGCUCUGUCUGCUGCCGAGGAGGCAGCAUGUUCCCUCAAGGACCUGCUGCAGAAAGAGCAACUUAUCUCCAACAAGCUGCACCAGCACCUGCAGGGGACCCAGCCCUGGAUGGACAACCUCGGCCAAACACUCAACCAAGUGGACACUAUAGAGAGGAAUGUGAAAUACCUACGGUGCCUUCAACAUAUAGAGGAGCUCAGUGCUGCCGUCCAGCAGUGUCUGAUGACCAGCAGUGUGUGGGAGGCUAUAAGGGCAGUGGACAACAUGGCCGCACUAGACGCCGGGCUGAACCAGUCAGGAUGUUCUCACCUCCAGGACUACCUCAGAGAGACGCUUCACUUCUGGCACAAGAUCAUCAAAGACCGACUGGCCAGCGAUUUUGAGAAAGUGUUGAUUCAACUUCACUGGCCAAUCAUCUCCCCCCCGACUCAGUCACUGACGCCGACGGCCAACGGUCAGGAAAUCAACAGCCAGCUUGAGCUGCUGGUGGCGCAGCUGCUCGCCCUGCAGACCUCUGAUGACCUCAUUUCCCAGAGGCCUCUGGCUUCAUGUCAUGUUGCCCCCUCUACUCAGCCUGCUUCUUUAGCCACAGCCCCAUCCCAAGUCCCCCCCCUGUGUCUGCCCAUCCAGAUUAUGCUGCUGCCACUCAGUAGGAGGUUUAGAUACCACUUCUACGGGAAUCGACAGACCAACUCCCUCAGCAAGCCAGAGUGGUACCUCACUCAAGUUCUCAUGUGGAUGGGGAACAGCUCCGCCUUCAUGGAGGAAAAGAUUCAACCUAUCCUGGACCGAGCUGAGGCCCCUAUCAGUGCCAUGGUAGAGCUGUGUCGAGGCCUGCUGUGUCUGGUCCAGGAGAAGGUGGCCAGUGACGCCUCCAGGCUGCUGUACGAUGAUGUCCUCUUUUGUCACCUGGUGGAGGAGGUGCUGCAGUUUGAGAAGGAGCUGCGGAGCAACCAGUCGUAUCCCCAGGCGCUUCCCGGCCUGCUCCACCUCCUGCUCGAAGACGCAACCCUUCAGAAGUGGCUCACUGUGGAAAAGAAGAUGGCAGUGGAGAAGAUGGACGCCAUGCUGUCAGCCGAGGGAGCCUGGAGCUCUCAGUAUAAAGAUAUCAGCGACAUGGACGAGCUGAAGACUCCAGACUGUGCUGAGACCUUCAUGACUCUUCUACAGGUCAUCACCGAGCGGUACCGGGCCUUGCCCUGUCCUUCUGCACAACUCAAGUUCCUAGGGCUGCAGAGAGAACUGCUGGAUGACUUCCGUAUACGACUCACCCAGGUGAUGAAGGAGGAGUCCCGCUUCCCGCUGGGUGCCCGUUACUGUGCCAUCCUCAACGCUGUUAACUACAUUUCCACCAUCCUGGGCGACUGGGGAGACAAUGUGUUCUUUCUGCAGCUGCAGCAGGCAGCGGUUUCCCUUGGUGAAGAGGUGGUGAUGGGAGGCCUGGGGGUGAUGGAGGUGGGUCGCUUGGCCUCUCUGGAGGGCUCGCUGUUUGAAGGCUUGUUGGCGUUGCUGGAUCGGCUGAAAGGAGACAUGAUGGGAAGGCUUCUGGAGUGGACCAUGAGAGAAAUCACGGAAAAAGCCAAACCGUACAGCCAAGACAGGUGGCUGUCCCUACCGGCCCAGCAGGACCAGUCCACCAUGACUCUGUCCAGUUCAGCAUGUCCCAUGAUGCUGUGUGUGAGGGACAGAUUGUUGAACCUCCAUCAGGUCCUGAGUUUUUCUCUGUUCCAACUGGCCUGGCAGGGUCUGGCAGAGAGACUGGACCACGUCCUGUACCAGGAUGUGAUCCUCUCUAAUCAUUUCAGUGAAGGUGGAGCAGCUCAGCUUCAGUUUGACAUGACCAGAAAUCUGUUUCCUCUGUUUGGUCACUACUGCAAAAGACCUGAGAACUUCUUUAAGCAUGUGAAGGAGGCGUGCAUCAUCUUGUGUCUUAACGUGGGCUCUGCUAUUCUGCUGAGGAAUCUCCUCAAAGAGUCAGAGGAGCAGGGGACGGGCUUGGCCAGUGCAGAGGACCCCCCACCAGAGUGUGCUCUCAACGAGUUGGGGGUGUACUGCUUGGCUUCCUGUGACGUGUCCAUUCUCCUCAACCUCAGAGCCUCGUGGCCCGGACAGUAGCACGCCCCCUGCUGUGUUUAUCAAAUGUAAUUUACUUUGAUCAUCUUGUGUAAAUACGAUACGAUAAGUGUUCAUUAAGUAAGAAAUUGUAUGGACUUAUGAGUGUGUUCACUAUAUUCCGGGGACCCACUAACCUGUCACCUCAGUUGACUGAAUUAUGCCACAACAAUUAGUAAUGACCAUUGUCCUGUCAAAGUAGAUUAUGUCUCACUCUAAGAGUUGAACUGUUGUUAUGGCUCUGUGGCUUAUCACAGAGAAAGAAUGAAGCCAGUGCUGAAGUGUCUUAAUGCAUCCUCUCCACUGGCCACCAGGGGGCGACUCCUCUCAUAUAAAAUACAUCACUAUAUUUAUUAUUUCAGUAAACAUCAGUUUGAGAUUGAAACAAUACAACCAGUACUUAGAAAGCAUAUUCUACUCACAUUAGCUUUUCAAUCUAAGGGAAGAGGUGGAUCUGAUAUCUGGUGUGGAAGCCGUUACUGCUUUCCUAUCAUUUCAGUAAAAAUGAGUCAAGGGUUAUAUCUUCAACUCGCACCCAAUAAACAAGCUCUACAUUCACUCAUUGUACCUCGAGCCCAGCAAUCCAUCAGUCCGAGCUCGAAUUCAAUGAAAAGUGCAAUGAGAAUUAUGUCCCAGUUUAGGCCACUGAUCAUCUUGGAAACUGCAAGGAUCACUGGACUUGGAUGUGGGCUCAGGGAGCCAGAUCCCUGGUGACUCCAACACACAUAUUGAAAUAUAUACAGUAUAUAUCUGUAUCUGUAUCUAACUUGCUGUGUCCAGCUGUUCCGGGUGACCUUUCCUCACCUUACUACCCAAUGGGUCCACUGACUUUAACUCUUAAGUGGCAUCCACUCGUCCUCAUUAGAGAUUUCCUGCGAGGGCUCGAGUGCUGCUGUGCCCUCUAGUUUUAUAACAAACACAAGUAAUUUGACCUUUAGGGCUGAGUCGGUACGUAUAUACCUUCUAUCACUUUUUGCUGUACACUAUAGAUUCUUCUUGCAACCAUUGUUGUGAAGAAAGUUUUAUUUUGUUCCACCUCAAGUGGAGUCCCUUCUAUCCUUCUCAUUUCUAACUGAUGGCCACACUGUUUAAACACGUUGUGUAGUCGAGAACAAACACGUACACAGUUAACACACUGGGUGUUUUUAUUGAAGUAGACAUAAUAAAUAUCAGAACACAGAA